AUGUCCCCGGCGGGUUUGCUGUCCGUUCUUGGCAAUGGCACCCGCCACCACGCAUCGGCUGGCGACCCCGAGAGACCACGGCACACCCGAGACAACGCAUCGGGGCGCGAUGAAAAAGAUCAUGGAAGCAACCCCACCAAUGACGGUGUUGCCCCGUAUUUUCUGGCUGACGUGCCUGCUCGUUGCUCGUUGCGAAGGAACUAG
Molecule: messenger RNA, 204 nt
Organism: Penicillium argentinense
Lineage: Eukaryota; Fungi; Ascomycota; Eurotiomycetes; Eurotiales; Aspergillaceae
Exons: 1
Coding region: 1-204 (67 amino acids)
Source: RefSeq, a predicted model, not a curated record